CAUCCCGCAUCUCACAGCGAUGAGCUGCGCGCUCUAACGAUGAUUUCUGCCUAUUUCACUAUCUAUAGGUGAUGGUUUCACACCGAAGGGGAAUUAUUGCGUAUGGCCCGUGCAGAGUUAUAUUUCCUGACGGUUGUCUUGUAAUUAAGGAAUGUCUGCUGGUUUUCAUCCCUCGGGAUUCGCGCACAAACUGAAGGAAGAUGAAGAAGCAAUUCAACCGAAUGCGACAGCUCGCCAACCAGACAGUGGGCAGGGCAGAGAAAACAGAAGUCCUCAGUGAUGAUCUGCUGCUGGUGGAGAAGCGUCUGGAACUAGUUAAACAGGUGUCUCACAGCACACACAAGAAGCUGACCACAUGUCUUCAGGGUCAACAGGGUGUGGACGUGGACAAGAGAUCUGUCAGGUCACCUUCAAAGAAGCUUCCUCUGACAUCACUAGCUCAGUGUUUGGUGGAGGGCGCUGCUGUUCUGGGUGACGAUUCACUGCUGGGGAAGAUGCUGAAGAUUUGUGGAGAGACGCAGGACAGACUCGCACAAGAACUUCAGCUAUUUGAACUCCAAAUCGAGCGGGAUGUCAUCGAACCACUCUACACUCUCGCUGAGGUCGAAAUUCCCAACAUUCAAAAACAAAGAAAACAUUUAGCCAAACUGGUGCUGGACAUGGACUCUGCUCGAACACGGUGGCAGCAGUCAUCGAGAUCUUCAACUCUGUCCAAUAAGGAAACGGCAACCGGGGCCAAAGCCGACGCCCUCAGGGAGGAGAUGGAGGAGGCAGCCAAUCGCAUGGAGAUCUGUAGGGAUCAGCUGUCAGCAGACAUGUACAGUUUCAUGGCCAAAGAAAUUGACUAUGCAAACUACUUCCAAAUGUUGAUAGAAGUCCAGGCAGAGUACCACAGGAAGUCUUUAGACUUGCUCCAGAACAUUCUCCCUCAGAUCAAAGCUCAACAGGAGUCGUGGGUGGAGAAGCCGUGCUACGGGAAACCUUUAGAAGAACAUCUGACUUUGAGUGGCAGAGAAAUCGCGUUCCCUAUCGAGGCGUGUGUGACGAUGCUGCUGGACUGCGGCCUACAGGAGGAGGGUUUGUUUAGAAUUGCACCAUCUGCAUCGAAACUGAAGAAGUUGAAAGCGUCAUUAGAUUGUGGAGUAUUGGAUUAUCAGGAAUAUUCUGCAGAUCCUCACGCCGUCGCAGGUGCUCUAAAAUCAUACCUGCGUGAGCUGCCCGAACCUCUGCUGACCUUUGACCUGUAUGAAGAGUGGAUUCAAGCAUCAAAUAUUGCAGAUCAAGACAAGCGUUUGCAAGCGUUAUUAACAGUCUGUGAGCAACUGCCCACAGCAAACAGCAACAACUUCAAGUAUUUAAUCAGAUUUCUUGCCAAGCUGAACGAGUAUCAGGACUACAAUAAAAUGACACCAGGAAACAUUGCGAUAGUCCUGGGGCCAAACCUGCUGUGGGCGCACACUGAGGGGAAUAUUACAGAGAUGAUGACAACGGUCUCACUGCAGAUAGUAGGAAUCAUUGAGCCAAUUAUCCAGCAUGCUGAUUGGUUCUUCCCUGGAGAGAUUGAGUUUAUUGUAACGGGUAACUAUGGCAGCCCCGUCCACACCAAUCACAAUGCCAAUUAUAGCUCCAUGCCCUCACCCGACAUGGACCAAUCAGAUCGCAGGCAGCAGGACCAGAGCAGACGACCUCUCAGUGUCGCCACCGACAACAUGAUGCUGGAGUUCUACAAGAAAGACGGCAUUAGGAAAAUUCAAAGUAUGGGAGUGCGAGUGAUGGACACUUCCUGGGUGUCUCGGAGAGGCUCUUCGUCGUCUCGUAAGAGUUCGUCGACUCCUCCCAGCGUACUGCUACCAGCGCCGCCCUCUGAUUCGCUGAACGCUGAGCAAUCAGGCGAUCUCUCCAUCUCUCCCUCACAGACUCCACCCCACAUCAGUGAUAGGACCAGCACACAGAUGAAUAAAGAGCCCUCGCCUGUGAUUGGUCAAAGAGGAAUUUCGCCAACAGCGCCCUCUGGUGGACAAACACAGUUAUCAGACCAGAGUCCUUACACACUGCGAAAAGUUUCCAAAAAAUUGGUGCCCAUCCCUUCUAAGGGUCCGUUUUCUCCGUCCGGCUGUGUGUCGGAUCUAUCUCCGGGCCCCUCACCCGUCAGCCUGUCCCCGACGCCCCCCAGCACCCCCUCCUCGUACGGCUUCAGUUACCCUCAGGGAGGCUCCGCCCUCACAUCACCCGGACACAGCCACAGUCAGACCGCCACCACGCCCUCUCUCUCCUCCCCUACACCGUUCACAGGCACCCUGCCCAAAUUGCGACCUACCCCUAAACCGCCCCGCCAGAGACCUAACCUGCCCCCGCCACAGCCUCCGGGUACGCCCGGUUUGAGCCCGCAGACCCUGGAACAUCCCUCAGGCCUGCUGGACGGGUUAUCACCGGGCGAGAGUAUGUCUACAGACUGGUUGUGUAAUCUGGACAUUCCUGUAAUAAACGUUGAACUGGACGGCAUUCUGGACGACAGAUCUCGCGGGCCGUACAGGAACUCUGUGUCUCUGGUGGAGUCCGAGGAGGAAUCAGAGAGCACCGCACUAUAACAUGCUCCUGUCCUUCACCACAUAAAUCACUGCUACUGACGGCCCUGUCAACUGCACUUCAUAUCGUAGAAACUCAGAGAAUAUUCAAUGCUGUCGACGCUUGCACUGACAACAAACAGUAUAUAAAGGAAUAAGACAAAACUACAGUUAUUCUAUGAAACUUUUAUGACAUCACUGUGUUGUCGUUCUCCCAUCCUGUUUGUUUAUGUUUUUAUCGUUUUUCCAUUUUGUCCGUUUUCUAUUUGCCUUAUCUAAGUUCUUGCACUUUUGCCUUGAAGUUUGUUUCACGUUUGUUUGGGUCGCUGGAUCAAUUCUAGACCCAUGUUUAACCUCAAAUUAGUGUCUCAACCGAGGCUACUGUAUUUAUCUAGAUGAAAACUAUACAAACACCGUAUAACACAUUACAGCACAAACAGCUCAUACUGAAGAUUAAACAUGAUGUUGAGAUUGAUUUGAAUGAAGCACCAUUCACACUGAGAGUUUGGCAGUCCGUUGUGCUGCAACAAAGGUGAGAACAUGUUAUCUUUAUGCAAAUGAGCAGCAAUAUCAAGCAGUGACUUUUAUGACCUUCGUUAAAGGUUUUCAAACAUGGAUUCUUCCGCCAAUGCAGGCGGGACACCAUGCUAAAAAACACUCGCAGUGUUUCCUGUGCUACCACCGAAUGUAUGACUCUUUUAAACUGGUUCUUUUGAAUCUACAUCGGAAAAACACACUGUGUGACCAGUCUAGCCCGAUUCCCGAAUGAAUGACUCUUUUGAGCCGGUUCUUUUGAAUCUACAGCGCAAAACAUACAGCGCGACCAGUGUAGUCUGAUUCCUGAAUGUAUGACUCUUUUAAACUGGUUCUUUUGAAUCUACAGCGCAAAACAUACAGCGCGACCAGUGUAGUCUGAUUCCCGAAUGAAUGACUCUUUUGAGCCGGUUCUUUUGAAUCUACAGCGCAAAACAUACAGCGCGACCAGUGUAGUCUGAUUCCCGAAUGAAUGACUCUUUUGAGCCGGUUCUUUUGAAUCUACAGCGCAAAACAUACAGCGCGACCAGUGUAGUCUGAUUCCCGAAUGAAUGACUCUUUUGAGCCGGUUCUUUUGAAUCUACAGCGCAAAACAUACAGCGCGACCAGUGUAGUCUGAUUCCCGAAUGAAUGACUCUUUUGAGCCGGUUCUUUUGAAUCUACAGCGCAAAACAUACAGCGCGACCAGUGUAGUCUGAUUCCUGAAUAUAUGACUCUUUUAAACUGGUUCUUUUGAAUCUACAUCGGAAAAACACACUGUGUGACCAGUCUAGCCCGAUUCCCGAAUGAAUGACUCUUUUGAGCCGGUUCUUUUGAAUCUACAGCGCAAAACAUACAGCGCGACCAGUGUAGUCUGAUUCCUGAAUGUAUGACUCUUUUAAACUGGUUCUUUUGAAUCUACAGAGUGAAACAAACAGCGCGACCACUUUAGUCUGAUUCCUGGACAAAUGACUCUUAUGAGCCGGCUCUUUUGAAUCUAAAGCAUGAAACAUACAGCACGACCAGUGUAGUCCGAUUCCCGUAUGACCUAAUCUUAUGAACCGGUUCUUUUGAAUCUACAGAGUGAAACAAACAGUGUGACUGCUGUAGUCUGAUUCCUGGACAAAUGACUCUUAUGAGCCGGCUCUUUUGAAUCUAAAGCAUGAAACAUACAGCACGACCAGUGUAGUCCGAUUCCUGUAUGACCUAAUCUUAUGAACCGCUUCUUUUGAAUCUACAUAGUGAAACAUACAGCACGACCAGUGUAAUCCGAUUCCCGAAUGUAUGACUCUUUUAAACUGGUUCUUUUGAAUCUACAGCGCAAAACAUACAGCGCGACCAGUGCAGUCUGAUUCCCGAAUGAAUGACUCUUUUGAGCCGGUUCUUUUGAAUCUACAGCGCAAAACAUACAGUGCGACCAGUGUAGUCUGAUUCCCGAAUGAAUGACUCUUUUGAGCCGGUUCUUUUGAAUCUACAGCGCAAAACAUACAGCGCGACCAGUGUAGUCUGAUUCCUGAAUGUAUGACUCUUUUAAACUGGUUCUUUUGAAUCUACAUCGGAAAAACACACUGUGUGACCAGUCUAGCCCGAUUCCCGUAUGAAUGACUCUUUUGAGCCGGUUCUUUUGAAUCUACAGCGCGAAACAUACAGCGCGACCAGUGUAGUCUGAUUCCCGAAUGAAUGACUCUUUUGAGCCGGUUCUUUUGAAUCUACAGCGCAAAACAUACAGCGCGACCAGUGUAGUCUGAUUCCCGAAUGAAUGACUCUUUUGAGCCGGUUCUUUUGAAUCUACAGCGCAAAACAUACAGCGCGACCAGUGUAGUCUGAUUCCCGAAUGAAUGACUCUUUUGAGCCGGUUCUUUUGAAUCUAAAGUGCGAAACAUACAGCGUUACAAUUGUACCCUGAUUCCUGUACAAAUGACUCUUUUGAGCUGGUUCUUUUGAAUUUACUGCAUAAAAUGCACAGCACAACCAGUGUGGAGUGAUUCCCAAACAAUUGACUCUUUUGAGUUGGUUCUUUUGAAUCUACAGUGCAAAUGUACAGCCCGACCAGUGUAGUCUGAUUCCCGAACGAAUUACUCUUUUGAGUCAGUUCUUUUGAAUCUACAGGGAAACACACAGUACGACCAGUGAAGCCCAAAUUCCCAUAAGAAUGAUUCUUUUGAGCCGGAUCUUUUGAAUCUAAAUUGUCAAACAUACAGCGUUACAAUUGUACACUGAUUCCCAUACAAAUGACUCUUUUGAGCCGGUUCUUUCGAAUCUACUGUGCAAAAUGCACAGUGCAACCAGUGUAGAGCGAUUCCCAAAAAUGACUCUAAUGAACCGGUUCUUUUGAAUCUAAAGCGUGAAACAUGCAGCCCGACCAGUGUAGUCCGAUUCCUGAACAAAUGACUCUAAUGAAUCGGUUCUUUUGAAUCUACAGCGUGAAACAUGCAGCCCGACCAGUGUAGUCCGAUUCCUGAACAAAUGAUUCUUAUGAGUCAGUUCUUUUGAAUCUAGAGCACAAAACAUACAGCUCAACCAGUGCAACCCAAUUCCCGAAUGAAUGACUCUUAUGAACCAAUUCUUUUGAAUCUACAGCAUGAAACUUGCAGCCUGACCAGUGUAGUCUGAUUCCCAAAUGAAUGACUCUUAUGAACCGAUUCUUUUGAAUCUACAUCGAGAAAGACUGUGCGAUCAGUGUAGCCUUAUUCCAGAACGAAUGACUCUUAUGAACCGAUUCUUUUGAAUCUAGAUCGAGAAAGACUGUGUGACUAGUGUAGCCAUAUUCCAGAACGAAUGACUCUUUUGAGCCGGUUCGUUUGAAUCUACUGCACGAAACUCAUAGCAUGAACAGUGUAGCCCGAUUCCCGAACGAAUGACUCUUAUGAGCUGAAUCUUUUUAAUCUACACUGCUAAACAAACAGUGCUACCUCCCGAACGAAUGAUAAAAUCUCUCGAUAAAAUCACUAUCAGUGUGAACGGCCGCUGCUUGAAUCUUAUGAAUCCAGAUGUCUAUGUGGUUUAAGAAAUUUAAACAGAACGAAAGAGUUUUGCCUUCAGAUAUAUGAGUUUAUAUUUACAUUGAGCUUAAAGAGUGUUUGGAGCCGCAAGUUACAGUUCAAAAACAGAAUCAGCUCUAAUGUCUGUACACUUCAGUGUCUGUGAAUGGGACUUUAGAGUCUGUUUGUAGCAAUAUAUAACAUUCUUAAGAUAGUAUAUGAAGAAUCAAAUAUUACAGAAAUGAUGACACAUAUAAAAUGAAGGCAGAUGAAGUAUAUUAUAUAAACAUUAUAACUGUAUGGAUACUGAGAUGGCUGUUUUUGAAUGUAUUUUGGAGCGGUUCUGACCAAACAAAGGAUUCUAAUAACUCAAUUAUAUACUGUAAGUAUUAUCAAGUCCAAAUGCACCGCUGCAAACUUGUAUAUAGACUAUUGAAGAUCAAAUAUUUGUAACGGCAUACAUUUACGAAUCUCAUUCUCUCUCUAAAUAUAUAUAUAUAUAAACAAUAUUAUUUUUGCUUCAGACACAAUACUGGUAUGUGUAAAUGCAGUAAUAUGCCGCGGUUCCUGUGCAGGUCUCUGGAAACAGGAAGUUCUAGAGCGUUUGCUGAAGAACAGAAUUGCGACAGAGAUUAAACAGUUAAGUAGUCACAAGUUUACCUCUUACAGGAUGGUUAUUGUUGUGUGUGUGUUUGUGUGAGUGUUUGUGUGUGUUUGUGUGUUGUGUGUGUGUGCAAGUGUGUGUUUGUGUAUGUGUGUGUGUGUGUUGUGUGUGUUUUUUGAGUGUGUGGAUGUUGUGUGUGUCUGUUUGUGUGUGUGUUUGAGUGUGUGGAUGUUGUGUGUGUCUGUUUGUGUGUGUGUUUGUGUGUUGUAUGUGUGUGUGUCUGUUUGUGUGUGUGUGUGUGUUGUGUGUUUUUUUUGAGUGUGUGGAUGUUGUGUGUGUCUGUUUGUGUGUGUGUGUGUUGUGUUUUUUUUGAGUGUGUGGAUGUUGUGUGUGUUGUGUGUGUCUGUUUGUGUGUGUGUUUGUUUGUUGUAUGUGUGUGUGCAUGUGUGUGUUUGUGUAUGUGUGUGUGCAAGUGUGUGUUUCUGUUCGAGUGUCUGUUUGUGUGUGUGUGUGUGUGUGUGUGCAAGUGUUUGUGUGUGUUGUGUUUAUGUGUGUGUGUGUGUGCAAGUAUGUUUGUGUGUGUGUGUGCAUGUGUGUGGCUCUGUGUUUGAAUGUGUUUGUGUGUGUGUUUGAGUGUGUUUCUGUGUGUGUUCAAGUGUGUGUUUGUGUUGUGUGUGUUUUUUGAGUGUGUGGAUGUUGUGUGUGUUGUGUGUGUCUGUUUGUGUGUGUGUUUGUGUGUUGUAUGUGUGUGUGUGCAUGUGUGUGUUUGUGUAUGUGUUUCUGUGUGUGUGUGUGUGUGUGUGUGUGUUGUGUGUUUUUUGAGUGUGUGGAUGUUGUGUGUGUUUGUGUGUUGUAUGUGUGUGUGCAAGUGUGUGUUUGUGUUCAAGUGUGUGUUUGUGUGUGUUGUGUGUGUGUUGUGUGUGUUUUUUGAGUGUGUGGAUGUUGUGUGUGGUGUGUGUGUUUGUGUGUUGUAUGUGUGUGUGCAAGUGUGUGUUCAAGUGUGUGUGCGUGCAAGUGUUUGUGUGUGUGAGUGUGUAUGUGUGUUGUGUGUGCAUGUGUGUGGCUAUGUGUUUGAGUGUGGGUGUGUGUGUGUUUGUGUGUGUUGUGAGCGUGUGUGUAUGUUUGUGUGUGUGUGUGCAUGUGUGUGGCUGUGUGUGUGUUUGCAUGUUCCAAGCGUGUUAAAAACUGACAUGAUGUAUGAACGCCUGUAUCCAAAGUCUUUCUAGCAAGUCAGUCUGUCGGGCAUCUUUGAAACGCUCUCGGGAGGUUAUUUCCAGUCAUGGCAGUGCAGCUCCUAUCUAUUUGAAUGGAGAAAGACUGAAAUCUCAAGAUUACGAUCAAAGAACAUUUUAAAUCAGCAGUAAAAUCUGACAACACUGGUAUCAUAAAUUGUGCUUCUUUACCUCAUAUCAUAGUAAAAAAAACUAAAUUGUCCCGGCUUGUAUAGCUAAUGCGCAUGCGCUCUAGAGUUGAUUGACAGGUGAUGUUUGUAUCUAAAAGCUGAUUGACUCUUAACCGUGAGGUGGGACUUCCUUUCUACAUCCGUUGACCGUUGGGUGCUCAGAGUUUCUUGGUUGAGCGUUCCAAUUUCUCCCAUUAAUUUCAAUAGAAGUGGCCCGUCUCUGCUAAAUAAUCUCUGCUUGAUCCAACCACUGACACGUCAUCCGUCCAUUAAAGUCAGCGACGCAGUUUGCAGACUGUGACAAACAUCAGCUUUUUUUCAGUCAUUUUAAUUUGGAAUAACGUGCACUAAAGAAUCGUUCACAAUAAGACCAGGAACAUAUAUUUAAAGGAAUAUUCCGGGUUCAGCUCAAUCGACAGACUCGUCCCUCCUUUUCUGUACAAAAGCACAAAUGUGUGUUCCAGUGAGACACUUACAAUGGAAGUCAAUGGGGUCAAUAAUCUGUAAACAUUAAAAUACUCACUGUUUCAAAAGUAUAGACACAAGACAUAAACAAUAUGUGUGUUAACAUGAUUUUAAUGUGACGCUUUGCGUUGGGGUGCUGAUCACCCUGUCUGGGUUUAUUGUGCGAUAACAACCGGCUGACUGUACAUUAUCCCGCUUAUUAAACGGCUACUAAACAAAUAAACAGAUCAGAGUUCUGUUGGUGUUUAUUUUGUGAAAAUGACCAUCUGACUGCUCAUUAUCCAGCUUAUUACAAGACUACCUGCCUAAUAAAUAAAUAAAUGCACAUUUAGUCAAUAGGAGAGAGUGAUAAGAGAAGCAGGAAAGACGGCUCAGAUACCCGGAUGAACGAUCUGAUACGUCAAUGCGCGGUGGUUACAGAGAAAUAUCAGAACACUAGAUGGCGCCAUUGACCAAUCAGAAUCAAGUAUUCCAGGCAGCCGUGUAAUAAAAUCACUUAACAACCUUUUCUGAGUAAAGUUAUAUCCAAUUUUACAACAUUGUUGCCGACGUAACGCCAUAAAUCCUGUUAUCCUGGUAAUCGAUGAUUUAAACAACUUCACAGCUCAAAUAAUACACGAGUUUUAACAGAAGAAUUCAUGCAAGUGCUUUUAUAAAAUUAUAAACCCUCCAAAAAUUGGCCCCAUUGACUUCCAUUGUAAGUGCCUCACUGUAACCUCAAUUUUUGUUUUCCUUUUAAAGAAAAUGAGGGAUGAGUCAAAAUGAUUUUUUGUCGUAAUCCACAUUAUGCAACAAACGCUGUUGAUUGAGCUGAACUUGUAUUGAGUAAAUACAGCUGUUUUUAAUGUCAUGUUCACUCUAAUGUGAAUGUCCCUUAAUUAACAGCUUUGGGUUUGUAUGUUGGAGGAAUUAACAUUAGUUUUAUUUUAUUUCGACCAUCUGACAUUUUCUCCAGAAAUGUAUUAGCUGAUAGAUCAGGGACGCCUUGUAAAUGGCGAAGAACCAAAAUGCAACAUGCAAAGAGUCUAUAAAGUCCAUAUUCCACAGUCAAAUCCUCUAUAUUUAUUUUCGUAAUGCAUGAGAGCAGAUUUGUCACCUGGUGUUGGUAAAGAUGUGUGUUUGUGGAUCUGAAUGUGCUUGUGUUUUCUGUAGAGACAUGUUGAAUAUGGUGGUUUUGUAUUUUUGUUGGGUAAGCCCAUUUUUAUACUAGGGUUUUAUUGGCACAAGCCCAUUUAACUGAGAUAAAACUGCCAUUUCUUAGUGUAAUAGGAGGUGUGAAGGCUGUUUAUCAAUGAUUAUCAGGUCGAGGUGGAAUCUGUGGCAUUUCUGCACUGAUUUCGAGGGAAAAUCUGAAUUUAAUAAGAGAGCAACACUCUUAUAAGUAGCUGAAAAAGGUUCUGGAGGAUAAAUGUGGGUUAUUGUAAAGAUGAUCUGAUGUCUUAACUAGAUGUUUGUAAAUCUGCCGCAUGCUUUGCAUUCAUUCCUUACAUUGUGUCGCGAUUUGAAACACUUUUUUAUAAAUGCAAUUUUAGCUAAAGAAGAGAAGCGGGCAUUGCUGAUACUCGAACCCAAAAUAUUUACUGCUAAUCAAAAUUAUCUACCCUUCAUACUUCCUGUACUGUCAAAUCUUAAAGAUUUUCAAUGUACAAGCUUUAUAUAUAAAGCAGAUCGCAUGCAAUAUAGUUCUAAAGGGGCGUUCACGCCAACAGCGAUUUGCAGCAUAAAAGUAACCAGCACUUUUGGUUGCAUGAUGAAGCAUCACUUUGAGUGUCAUCUUGUGAUGCACUUAAGAUGCAUUAUUAAAGUAACGGGAAAUGCAGGUUUCUAAAUCGCUGUCAGUGUGAACGCACUUCUGAAUUCGCUUCACAUCAUACUGAAUUCAGCGUUGUUGUUUACGGCCAUCACACAAAGAUCUUUUUCGUACUUUUAUGCAUUUCUCGUGUAUCUGAGCAGUAUCACAUAGUGAAAUAUUUAACAACACAAUACUGGGCAAUCCACACAACCCACUGCAAAUACCCGUGUGUAUCUACUGUAUUUAUGUGGUGGUGUUUUAUAGCAAUGCAUGCUGUUUCACUGUCAUGCGGUUCAGUUUGUUUUUUAUUGACUUCCUCACGUGUUUCACGCUCGAUUUACACUUGAACAAACAGGGGCCGAACAAAAAGGCAGUCAUUUACUCAGAGAAUGAUUUUUAACAUUUUGUUGUUUUUUAAUGAAGAGGCCCGGUGUGUGUGUGUGUGUGUGUGUGUGUGUUUUAAAAUGUGUUUGAAAUGGAAAACUGGAAUCAUUUGAGAUGGAAUCCUACAUCCUUCAUCAGAAUGUGAUCUCAAUUAAAAAUCAUUUUUGAUUA
Molecule: messenger RNA, 10876 nt
Organism: Myxocyprinus asiaticus (Chinese sucker)
Lineage: Eukaryota; Metazoa; Chordata; Actinopteri; Cypriniformes; Catostomidae
Gene: arhgap44b
Product: Rho GTPase activating protein 44b
Exons: 21
Coding region: 201-2588 (795 amino acids)
Biological process (GO): modification of dendritic spine; signal transduction; positive regulation of GTPase activity
Cellular component (GO): intracellular anatomical structure; leading edge membrane; cytoplasm
Molecular function (GO): GTPase activator activity; protein binding
Source: RefSeq, a predicted model, not a curated record